UAACAACUCUUGAGAGCUCUACUGAUAUUGUAGACCGAAACGUAAACUUAAACAAACGGACAAGAAAUUCUAAAGUAGUAAUGGUCAGUCGGGCGUUGAGAUUACGAGCUCAGAACAUUUGCAAGUUUGAUGAACACUCCUGAAUUUUGCUCUAAGGAAAGGAGAAAUUCGAUCUAAAAAUGACCGUUUCAUCAAAUCUGGUAUUUAUACUAGGCUUAUUUUUUUCUGCUCAGCAGUCCUGGGCCUGGGAAGUUAGAGAUUUGGGAUGGUUUCUUAUACGGAACCCAGCGUUUACUGCGAUAGAGCCCCGGCCAGGAGGAGUCGGUGGAUAUGAUCUUAGUAUAAGCACCUUUACAGCAAUCCCUAAUACUCUAGAUUCAAACUAUAUUGUACGUGAUAUAGAAAAACAGUUGGUGGAAGAAGGCGAUGUGAGACGAUUGAAUACAGAUGUGUUGGACGGAGGGUUGUUUUGGCCAAAUGAGGUUGGACUAGUACCAGAGGAUGUAUUUGGGAAAGAUGGAAUUCGCUGGUCCGCAACUGGGUUUAUUCUCCCAUCUAAAAGACGUGGGAACAUCGUUCUUAUGGAUGACUCGAAAGGCGAAGGAGUCGGCAAGUCGUAUGAUAUCACAACGUCGAAAUGCAACAUGGGAGUAUGGUCCUACCACCGUGUUCGCUGGCACGAUGUCAACGGUGACGGUCGUAAAGACGCACUCACGUCCAGACUGCGUUUCGAUUUCACAAAUGGUUUAGAGAAGGCUGAGAUGGUUUGGUUGGAACAUCCUGAAGAUCCGUUCAAUGGUGAACCAUGGAACAUCAACUACAUGUACGACGGGCCGGAUGCAUUCUUCACACUGGUCAAUCUCACGACACCAGACGGCACAUUUGAGGCUAUUAUAUCUCCUGGGUAUUUCUUACAGACAUUGUUUGUGCAUUGGAUUGAAGGUCCUGCCACUGAUUGGUCAAAGCCUGAUCGGAUCUACUCUCGAAUUAUCGAUGCCGUUGUUGGAGAAUCCUACUUUGAUGCAUACGUAGCGGAUGCAAACCGUGAUGGGCGAACGGAUGUACUAGUGACUGCAAGCAGCGAAGUCAACGGGAAACUGCUUGCCUUUGAAAUUCCUGAUGAUUUCCGUACCGAAGAAUGGACUCGUCACCUGAUCGCUGAUGGUUUUAUCCCCAUCUUAUCCCAGGAGGGCCAGGGCUCGCCAGGCAUCGUGCUCCCCAUCUACGAGAAAACUACGGAAACAGACAAAAAGCCCCUCCUUCUCCUCACAGGCGAUGAUGACGGCAAGAUCUACAUCUUUGAGAGCGAGGACUACAAUGACGUCACCAAUUGGAACUACACCGAGAAUAUCAUCUUCAGCGUGCCUGGAACAGUCGGCGCGAUGUCCGUUCAAGACAUCAACGGCGAUGGAUACAAUGAGAUCUUCAUCCCCGGUUAUUCCGUCAGUAGAUUCCACAUUUAUACCUUUGCGCCCUAAUGACGUCACAAUGCUAAAUGACGAUGUCAUAUAGUCAGUGCUUUGACCGGGAUC
This is a messenger RNA of Lytechinus variegatus (green sea urchin), 1532 nucleotides long. RefSeq lists its product as uncharacterized. The transcript has 9 exons. Bases 180 to 1478 code for a protein of 432 amino acids. Lineage: Eukaryota; Metazoa; Echinodermata; Echinoidea; Temnopleuroida; Toxopneustidae. The record is from RefSeq and is a predicted model, not a curated record.